AAACCAUACUUAACUCGAGUAUGAUGGCGGCUAGGCUAUAGAUCAGGUUGGACAGGAUUUCUUAAGGGCUUGUAUUGUAAUUCCGACCAUUCCCUCUUUUGGUGCUUUUUGUUUUGUUUGGGUUUUUUUUUGGUGCUUUCUGUUUCAAUGUCUAUCAGUGUUGCGGCAAAAGACGGACAAAGUUUGUGAUCAGCCAUGAACUGGUCGGGACUGGAGACCCUUCUUAGCGGGGUCAACAAAUACUCGACGGUGUUUGGUCGAGUGUGGCUGUCCAUGGUGUUUGUGUUUCGCGUUCUGGUGUUUGUUGUGGCGGCUCAACGCGUUUGGGGAGACGAGAGCAAAGACUUCGUGUGUAACACCAGGCAGCCCGGGUGCAACAACGUCUGCUACGACAGCACGUUCCCCAUCUCUCACAUCCGUCUGUGGGCCUUACAGCUCAUCUUCGUCACAUGUCCGUCACUGCUGGUCGUAGCCCACGUCAAAUACAGAGAGGAAAAAGACAAGAAAUACACUGCCGUCCACGAGGGCACGCAUUUAUACGCCAACCCCGGGAAAAAGCGUGGAGGUCUUUGGUGGACUUACCUGUUUAGCUUGAUCUUUAAAGUUGCAGUUGAUGCUUUCUUUCUCUAUAUUCUUCAUCACAUGUAUAAAGGCUACGAUCUCCCCCGCCUCACCAAGUGCUCGUUGGAUCCUUGUCCGAAUACGGUGGAUUGUUUCAUCUCCCGUCCCACGGAGAAGAAAAUCUUCACUUUCUUCAUGGUGGUUUCUUCUGCUCUCUGCAUCUUAAUGUGUAUCUGCGAAAUUGUUUAUCUCAUUGGAAAGCGUAUAUUGAAAUACUCUAUGAAGCCAGAAGCACAACGGCAACAACGUAAAAGACUCGACCCGACCCUCUCCAGCAGCCAAAACUUAAGUUCACACAAACUAAGAGACAGCAAAAUGGACACAACCGCUAUUUAAUGACAGCAGUAUGUCGCCAAACCUUUACAAUCUCAGUGAGUUCGGGAUACGGGAUAAAUAAACUCUCUGUCUCCAUCAUCCAAAAUGGUAGCAAACAAUGCAAAUAAAUAAAAAUCAUUUUAUCUAAGCAUGAUACUUGGUUAGUACAGUCCUCAUGUUAGUGUUAAACACAGUAAUGAAUUAUAUUUUUAUAAAAUAUAUUUCUUUAGUGCUGUCAAAUCGAUUAAUCGCGAUUAAUCACAUCCGAAAUAAAAGAUUGUUUACUUUAUAUAUGACCCUGGACCACAAAACCAGUCAUAAGGGUCCUUUUUUAAAAAAUGAGAUUUAUCUUUCAUCUGAAAAUUUAAUAAAUAAGCUUUCCAUUGAGGUGUGAUUUGUUAGGAUAAGACAAUAUUUGACUGAGAUGUUUGACUGAGAUGUUGUUCAAUAAUAUUGACCCAUACAAUGUAUUGUUGGCUACUGCUACAAAUAUACCCGUGCUACUUAAGACUGGUUUUGUGGUCCACGGUCACCAUAUGUGCGUGUGUGAUUAAUCGCGAUUAAGUCAUUUGACAUUUAUUGUCAUGUCUAAGAUGUGGCACCCAGGAUUUUCAGUAUAUCUUAUUCUAUAUUUUUAGAAUUUAAAUGCACUUUAAAAUGAACUUUAAAAGCAAAAGGUAUUUGAUAAUAGGGAAAAGAAUGUGGGUGAGGUGAGCUUGGCUCUAAAUACUUUGCAAUCAGUGUCAUCUGGCAUGCAAAUGUGGUAUCGACCUCAAAAUUUACAUGUUUCCAGCAGUGCAACAACAUGCACUUUAAAGUUUUGUUUCAUGAUAUAUUUUUGUAUUUGUAUUCAGUGUACACAGAAUAUCAAUUAAAAAAAACAUGAAGGUGUAAAUUUUUUGCCUUGGUUUCAUUGUGGAAUCAACAGAGGAUGUAAAUGUGAAAGGUUAUUGUUGUGUUAAAUGGACAGUUCACCUUAAAAUAAAAAAAUCUGUCAUUAUUUACUCACCCUCAUGUCUUUUGAAACUUGUAUAACUUCUGUUUUAACAUAAAAUAUUAGUAGCAGCUGCUCUUUGUCAUCCAGACAAGGUUUUAGAAGACUUGGAACAUAGUAGGAACCACUUUAUGAUCCUUUUCUUGUAGUUUGACAUUCCCACUUUCAUUUUAUGAAAAACAGCCCUGAUAUUUACCUGAACUCCUCAUUUUAUGAGCCACUGAAUAAGGAAAGUCAUUAAGUAAAUGUGACCCUGGACCACAAAACCACAUAAGGGUCAAAUUUUUUUAAACUGACAUUUAUACAUCAUCUAAAAGCUGAAUAAAUAAGAUAUAAGAUAUGACAAUAUUUGGCUGAGAUACAACUAUUUGAAUAUCUGUAAUCUGAGGGUGCAAAAAAAUCUAAAUACUGAGAAAAUCACCUUAAAGUUGUCCAAAGUUCU
Labeo rohita (rohu) is the source of this 2372-nucleotide messenger RNA. RefSeq names its product gap junction protein beta 9a (gene gjb9a). NCBI's taxonomy places the organism in Eukaryota, Metazoa, Chordata, Actinopteri, Cypriniformes, Cyprinidae. Bases 196 to 957 code for a protein of 253 amino acids. Gene Ontology annotation, biological process: cell communication. The record is from RefSeq and is a predicted model, not a curated record. The transcript has 2 exons. Gene Ontology annotation, cellular component: connexin complex.